Messenger RNA from Nothobranchius furzeri (turquoise killifish), 800 nucleotides. RefSeq names its product urotensin-2. Gene Ontology annotation, biological process: regulation of blood pressure; blood vessel diameter maintenance. The record is from RefSeq and is a predicted model, not a curated record. Gene Ontology annotation, cellular component: extracellular region. Gene Ontology annotation, molecular function: hormone activity. Lineage: Eukaryota; Metazoa; Chordata; Actinopteri; Cyprinodontiformes; Nothobranchiidae.
UUUUAGGUCAAGGGGAGUCAAACAGCCAGGAGAUUUAAUGAACUAGUCACAUAAAGACAGAAGUCGUCUGCCAGCUCCUUCUCUCCACCACCUGCUCCCCGGGGAUGUCGCUCACAUAACGGUCCACGCAUCCACUUUAACGCCAUUUGCAAAGUCUGUAAAAACGGUUAAUCAAGCUAGAAAGCUGGUAAAACUUGACUGUCCUUGAAUCGUUGGUCAGUGCUUUUCUCUUUUUAUUGAGUCCAUAAUUCAUCCGUAAGGAUGUGCACGCUGCUGACGCCGUUGUGUUGAUAUGGAGAACUGGGCUACAUCUACAGGUAUAUAACUCUGCUGGGACAAGUGCGCCGUGCAGAAGUCUUCAGAAGUCAGAGCCACUUCCCACAUCCAACAGUUAUGAAGUGCAGCCAUCUCCUUUGUUGGGCGUUUCUGCUCUUGGCUUCUGGUCCACUGCUGGCACACCCCAUCACAGAAUCUGCUGAGAUGCCUUAUCAAGGAGCUUCGGAGGACCAGGGGAUCGACACGCUGGGUCAUCUGUCGCUAUCAGAGCAAACGUUCCCUUUGCAUGAAGGUGCAGGUCUCAGAUAUUCCACUUUUAUAUCUGGAGAAGUGAAUCAAGAUGGUGUUGGAAACACAAGUCUGCAGCCAAGGGGGAUCAAAAGACAGGUCUUAUUGGACAAGCAAAGUCUGUUAAAUCCAUUCAGCCACAUGCUGGCUACCCGGAAACAGUUCAGGAAGAGAGACGGGAACUCUGAGUGUUUCUGGAAGUACUGUGUCUAAUAAAAAAUCACAUUAGCACUCUA